Molecule: messenger RNA, 2212 nt
Organism: Megalobrama amblycephala (Wuchang bream)
Lineage: Eukaryota; Metazoa; Chordata; Actinopteri; Cypriniformes; Xenocyprididae
Gene: abhd14b
Product: abhydrolase domain containing 14B
Exons: 4
Coding region: 117-764 (215 amino acids)
Cellular component (GO): cytoplasm
Source: RefSeq, a predicted model, not a curated record
UAAUUGUUGACAGAGCCGCUAGAGGUCAGUGUUUCUCUCUGGUAAAACUGACAGAUUCUUCCGGGACUCAAACCUCUGCAGGACUUUACUCUGUUUUCGCUCUUGUCUGUAUCAUCAUGUCUUCGGUUCAGAUGUCAGAAGGUUCGGUUCGGGUGGAGAUCUGCGGAGAUCAGCCGCUGUUCUACCGACAGGCGCUUCCGUUGAGCGGUACCGCCGAACUCUGCGUCCUGUUGCUGCACGGGAUCCGGUUCUCAUCGGAAAACUGGCUGAAAAUCGGGACUCUGGAGACUUUAGCUGCCGCGGGUUACCGAGCUGUGGCGAUUGACCUGCCAGGUUUGGGUCAGUCUAAGGCGGCGGAGGCCCCGGCUCCAGUGGGUCAGCUGGCUCCAGCCGUGUUCCUCAGACAGGUGUGUGAGGGUCUGAACACCGGCCCUGUGGUAAUCAUCAGCCCGUCUCUCAGCGGCAUGUACUCGCUGCCGUUCCUCUUCCAGCACUCAGAGCAGGUCAAGGCCUACAUCCCUGUAGCUCCCAUCUGUACAGAGAAGUUCUCCGCAGAGCAGUACAGCAGCAUACAGACUCCAGCUCUUAUAGUUUAUGGAGAUCAGGACACUCAGCUUGGUGAAGUGUCGCUAAGCAACCUGAGUCAUCUGCCCAAUCACAAAGUGGUGGUAAUGAAGGGGGCGGGGCAUCCUUGUUACCUUGAUGAUCCAGAGACCUGGCAUAAGGCAAUCCUGGCCUUCCUAAAUUUGUUGUGGUCAUAUUAAAAACCCUAAUUAAUAGUAGUAAACUAGUGUACUAAUUGAAAAUAUUAAUUACAGACCUGAUCAAUAUGAAGUACAUCAGAAACACUCACUUUUUUGGUAUGUAACCUUGCAUAAUCAUCUUUGUUUGAUAUUAUUUGCAAAUGUGGACGCCUGGCAGUUGUGUUGAGAGAUGCGUUGAAGACUUGAGUCAAUGUGAAAAAUGACAUCAGAAGUGGAAAACUUUGGUCAAAAAAUGUACAUUUACACACAAACUGACCCCCAACCACAACUUUCAGAUGCCAUCUUAAUUUUUUAGAAUGAAACGCACAGGAUUGUGGGAUAUCAAAGGCAGCGAAGGAUACAUCUAUGCUGCUUUCAAAAAUAUCUCAGGAGACGGGAAGUGAAGCUAAAAUUGAAGGCAAAGCAUUUCGAUCGCCCCCUGGUGGCUGGCUGCAGUAUAGGCCAUAAACCCCGCCCUCUCCAUGUAACUGAAUGGGAUGUGAGCCAAACUAAAAAAAUCCAAUUACACUUCAAAUUUUUUUCCAAAGAUGGUUUGUGUCAUUUUAGGUAGUUCUUAUCACGCAGAUGUAAAUUCAAGUGUUCGUUUUCCCAGUAAGUUUGGUUUUGGUUAGUUAUUUGAUGCUAUAAAAACAGGGCGUAACGUCAUGAUUGACAGUUGUGAGUGAGUCUGCGGGAGUGUGGGCGGGACCUUGAUGCCACAGCUCCACCUCAGGAUCACUACUGCACAGACUCGGGCUCCGAACUACAUAAUCGGCAAUGACCGUUACUGGGAUAUUUUGGAUUCAUUUUCCUACAGUGGAAAGAAGCGGAGACGUGCCAUCCAUCUUUUUUUUUUACAGUCUUAUGAUUCAGAUUUGCCUUGAUGCCUUCCUACCUUGGAAUGCAUUAUCAGAAGGCAGCAUUUUUAAGCUUUCAGAUGUAGCCAAUGAGAAAAUAAUAUAGGACAUGAUUUUAUCCAUCUGGAACUAAAUGGACCGUGAAAAUGCAUGUUAUAGAUUUUAUUGUGAACAAUUUAUCCAUGCAUGCAAUUCAUUUUUUGUUUUUAAUUUUUUUGACCUCAUAAUGUUUGAUCAAAACAUAAUAACCGGACAUUGAAAUGACAAACUGGUGAUAUAUGCAGGAGUUCUCCGCUUUUGUGUUAAUAUGCUCAACAUUCUUGACGAAAUAGUGCAAUUUGUUACUUUUUUGCUUUCAAAAGACAGAUAAAUAGAAACUGCAACUAAAAACCAAUCAUUAUGUAUAUUUUCAACACAUCUUAAGAAUGUAGUACAGUACUAUGGUGUCACAUGUUAAAAUUGGGACCAAUGACUUUGUUUAUGUAGCCAUCACUAAUGAACCUCUAUAACAUGUUGAUUGCACCAGAAAAAUAAACAUUACACAAUGCACUGAAGUGAAAAAUAUGAACAUUAUUUAAUAACUGAUUCUCUGUAAUAAACAAUUUGAAAAUA